UUGCCAUGGCGACGCACGUACACAGGCCGGGCAGGCGCGCGGGGUGCGGGGCCAGGAGGGAGACUCCGCAGAGCGCGGCAGGCCGCCUCGCCCUGGAGCUGUCAAGCCGCUCCCAACCCGCAGGGCUCUUGGAGGAGGACGGAGCUCUAGUUUCCUCCUCCUGACAGGGAAAUCAGAGAGAAUGAAAGCCUAUUUGAAGAGUGCAGAUGGCUUUUUUGUCCUAAAUAAAAGCACCACGAUCGGCAAGCAUACGGAUUCGGACCUUGUCUUACAGUCCUCAGACAUCGACAACCACCAUGCGCUCAUCGAAUUCAACGAGGCCGAGGGCAGCUUUGUCCUUCAGGACUUUAACUCCCGCAACGGCACCUUUGUCAACGAAUGCCACAUCCAGAACGUGGCGGUGAAGCUGAUCCCUGGGGACAUUCUGCGGUUUGGCUCUAUGGGGCUGACCUACGAGCUGGUCAUUGAGAGCCCGCCCCAGGUCUCCUGCCCAUGGAUGAGGGGCCCAGCACCUUGGCCAAGGCCGCAGCCACCUCUGCCCACACAGCAGCCACACCAGUCAUCCUCGCCACCCCACAUGCCCUUCCACCAGGGCAUCCCACCAACAACGGUGCAUAGAAGUUGGUCACAGGGUUGCCCCAGGCCCACCAUGGCCCCACCUGGCCCUCACCAGCGGCCCAUGAGUGCCAGCGGGAAGAUGUUUUCCUUUAUGAUGGACCCUAAAUCCCCUGUCAUCAAGCAAGUGUGGGCCAGCGCCAUGGAAAUGUCAGAGCAGUGUGUGGUCGAGGGAUUCUCCGGGACGAUGCCUCCCACCGAGAUCUUCAUGGACCAGGACCUAGGCCAGCAAGACAAGGAUGAGAUCAUUAUGCUGCUGGGGAGAGAGGUCAAUCGGCUCUCUGAUUUUGAAAUGGAGUCCAAGUACAAAGAUGCAGUAAUAAUGAACCUGCAGGGCGAGGUGGCCGAGCUGAGUCAAAGGCUAUCAGAGACCGCCGCCGCCGCCGCCACCGCCAGGCAGAGCGACAGGUGCGUCCACAAGUUCCAGGGCCUGGACGAAGACGAUGAUCUCAGGCAGAAGGAGAUCGAGAGUAUGAAAAGCCAGAUCAGCGCCCUUCAAAAAGGCUAUAGCCAGGUGCUAAGUCAGACCCUGGCCGAGCGCAACUCGGAAAUCACAUUAUUAAAGAAUGAAGGCGAGAGCUUAAAGAGAGACCAUGCCAUCACCUCAGGGAUGGUGACAUCUCUACAGAAAGACGUGAACGCACGGAACGAGCAAGUUCAGCAGCUAAAGGAGGAGGUGAGCCAACUGAAAAGCCAGAACAGAGAAAAGGAGCACCAGCUGGAAGCCCUGGGCUCCAGGUGUUCAGAGCUGAAAGAUGAGCUAAGGAAGGAAGAGGCUCAGAAGGAGAGCAGGGAAGCUCAGGAGAAAGAGUUGAAAUUCUGCAGAAGCCAAAUGCAAGACAUGGAGAAAGAAGUGAAGAAGCUCAGAGAGGAACUGAAGAAGAACUGUCCCAAUCAGAGCACCAUCUCCAAGACGCUGCGAGAAAAGAGCAAGGUUGAAGAGAAGCUUCAGGAAGAUUCCAGAAGGAAAUUGCUUCAGCUGCAAGAAAUGGGGAACAGAGAGAGUCUCAUUAAAAUCAAUUUGGAAAGGGCAGUAGGCCAGCUAGAGCACUUCAGAAGCCAGGUCAUCAAAGCCGCGUUUGGAAGAGCAAAGCCAUUCCGUGACAAGCCCAUCACCGACCAGCAGCUGAUAGAGAGGAUCAUCCAGGUCACCGAGGACAGCCUCAGCUUCCAGCAGAGGAAGUGGACCCUGCAGAAGGAUACCCAUCUGGGCAGCUCCAAACGGGAGGAGACCGCACUGAACGUGGAGAAGCUGAGGGCGCUGCUCAACAACUGCCAGGCCUGCAUGAGGGAUUCCUGCAGCAGCAGUGACCUGAAGAAGGAAGUGGGACUCCUUCAGCACCUGCAGCUCAGCCCACCCCUGUCAGGGCUUCAGAGGGCUGUACUGGACAUCCUGCGCGUCUCCCUGUCCUGGCUGGAGGAAACAGAGCAGCUGCUUAGGGACCUCAGCAUCCAGCUGUCUGGUUCUGACAAAGGGUUCUCUCUAUAUCUAAUAUAUCUUCUGGAACAUUACAAGAAAAUCAUGAGCAAGACCAAGGAACUUCAGGUCCAGAUGAGCACUUCGCAGGAAACUCAGCAGUCUCUGCAGCAGGAGCACCUGGCCGAGAAGGAGAAGCUGAACAAGGAGAAGCUGGAACAAGAGGAGAAGCUGAAAGCCAGAAUCCAGCAGCUGAUGGAAGAGAAGGAGGCUUUGGAGGAGAGCGUCACUCGGGAGAAACACGCAGCACAGGAGGCCCUGGAGAAGGCACAAAGUCGAGUCUGUGAUCUGGAGAGCCACUUGGCCUGUCAAAAGGAGGUCUUGGAGAACAGUGUGGCUCACGAGAAAAGGAAAAUGCGGGAAGUACUGGAGGCAGAAAGGAGGAAAGUACAAGACCUGGAGAAUCAGCUGACCCAGCAGAAGGAGAUCUCAGAGAGCAUCACCCACGAGAGACUCAAAAUUCGAGACACUCUAGAGAAGGAAAAAAGGAGAAUACAGGACCUGGAGAAUCGCCUGACCAAGCAAAAAGAGGAGAUAGAAUUAAAGGGGCAAAAGGAGGACAUCUUAAAUACUAAAUUAAACGACGCCCUGGCCGUGCUAGGCGAGGCGCAGCAGAUGAAGACAGCCGAGAACCUCAAGGCCCAGAACCUUGCCCUCAAGUUAAAUGAAACGUUAGCCGAGCUGGAAACAACCAAGACAAAGAUGAUCAUGAUGGAGGAUCGGCUGAGGCUGCAGCAGCAGUCGAUGAAGGCCCUGCAGGAUGAACGGGAAUCCCAGAAGCACGGCUUCGAGGAGGAAAUCAUGGAGUACAAAGAACAGAUCAAACAGCAUUCGCAGACCAUCGUGAACCUAGAGGAGAGGCUCUACCAAGUAACUCAGCACCACAGGAAAAUAGAUGGGGAGAUCGCAACGCUGAAAGACAACGAACCAGUUCAAAAGGAGGAAGUGCCCCAAGAGCCCGCAGAAAUACCCCCGCUGGACAGCAGUACCAAAGAAGUAGCGUGUGACCACCUGAUAGAUGACUUACUAGCUGCUCAGAAGGAAAUCCUGUCUCAGCAGGAGGUCAUCAUGAGGCUGAGGACAGACCUCAAUGAAGCCCAUGGCAGGAUGUCAGACCUGAGAGGGGAGCUGAAUGAGAAGCAGAAGAUGGAGCUGGAGCGACAUGUGGCCCUGGUGCAACAACAGAACCAAGAGCUGAGCAUGCUCAAAUCGAAGGUGGCGCAGACCAGCGGCCUGGUGGAGAAGAAAGACAGGGAACUGAAGGUCCUCAGGGAGACGCUCAGGACUUCCCAAGAGAAACAUAGACCCCACCUGAGCGUGGAGCAGAAGCCUAGGAUUCUGAACCAGAAGUGUGACAUCUCUUUGCAGAUAGAACCAGUUCACCCAGAUACAUUCUCCAGCUUCCAAGAGGAGCAGUCCUUCAGUGACCUGGGGGCCAAGUGCAAAGGGUCUCGACACGAGGAAGUCAUUCAGCGGCAGAAAAAGGCCUUGUCGGAACUCCGGAUACGAAUCAAAGAGCUGGAGAAGGGCCACUCUCCCAAUCAUAAGGACCACGUGAAUGAAUCGUUCCUAGAACUAAAGACCCUCAGAAUGGAAAAAAAUGUACAGAAAAUAUUAUUAGACGCAAAGCCUGACCUGACGCCUCUCUCAAGAAUAGAGAUCCGAUCGCCCCAGAAUGGCCUUUUAAACUCGGGCUCCAACUUGGCCAUCGAGAAGUCGAUGAGAACAGAUGCUACAGAAGCCUUAGAACUCAGUGAGAAGCUGUACAUGGACAUGAGCAGGACACUUGGCAGCCUGAUGAAUAUCAAGGACAUGUUGGGCCAUGUGAACUUGAAGCACCUCUCACCCAAAGAGCGGGAGGCGGUCAACCACCUCCGACAGAAGGACCUGGACCUGGUGUUUGAUAGGAUCACUCAGCUCAAGAACCAGCUUCAGAGGAAAGAAGAACUCCUGAGAGGGUGCCAGUGGGAACUGGAGCAGCUCAGGCAUAGCAAAGUGUCCAUUCAGAUGUACCAGACGCAGGUGGCAAAGCUGGAGGAUGAUGUCUACAAAGAAGCCGAGGAAAAGGCGCUACUGAAGGAGGCCCUAGAGCGCACAGAGCAGCAGCUGUACCAGGAAAAGAGACUCAACAGGGCCCUCAAGCAGCAUAAGGACCGAGUGGAAGAUCAAGAGCAAAGAAACACAUCCUGCAGCUGUCCCUUCAAAGACAGUGAGAAGCAGGUUGGAGCCAAGAAAGCCACCCUGAAGACAGGCCAAGAAAGAGAGACAAAGAAGGAGGCAUGCAGGUCUAGCCAGAGUCUUUCGUUUGCUAAGCUGGGUGGAAAGAAAUAGAAAGCACCCUGUCCCAGGGCCUCAGAUGGUCCUGAGUGAGUCACUUUGACUCUCCAGUAACUGAGGGAUUUUUAUAGCACUUUAAAGAUGAUUUGAUAUUUUCACAGAAUGUAUUUUGGAUUAUGUGGAGAGAGGAUUUUUUUUAAAUAUCUAUAAAUGUAUAUACAUGCAGGUAUAUAAAGAAUAUGUCUAUAACCCAAACUCCUAGUUUUGUGGACACAGUUGUGUGGUUCACUUUUGGGUUACAGUGUACCCAAGCAUCGGCUCCUCUAAGGAGCUCCAGGAGACCCAACUGGAGCCACAGGGCAAAGGGGAAACUGAAUUUAUAUCUGAGUUUAUUAUAAUAAAUUUAGAAUGCCAAUCAAUUCCAUCGCUUCUGUAAUCCUGACUGACAUUUCUACAGCACUUUGCAGUUCUCAAUCACUUCUCGAAGAAUCCUUUCCCCAAGCCCUUCAUUCCUCCAUUUCACAGAGCUGGAUGUCAAGCCCCAGAGAGGUUGACUGGCCUGCCUACAGUCUCUCAGCCGGUACACUCAGGAGCUGGGCUCAGAGGCUGGCUGUCUAAUUCUGUCACAUUGUCCAUUCUGCUGGACCGAGUGACCCUUGUCUUCCCAGUCUCUGGCUACAGGACAGACCAAGAACUCAGUCACCAAAGAACACGUACUCGGUUUCCAUGGUGUUCACAGAGACUCUCUUUCUUCUCUGGUGCCCUGCCUUCUGUUUACCUCCUCACUGACAUUCUUUCUUGGCCUUGCAGCCAACCACACCUAGGUGGAGAAGGAGCCAAAGGACACAAAAUUGAUUGUUG
Peromyscus californicus insignis is the source of this 5230-nucleotide messenger RNA. It is a transcript of the gene Fhad1, whose product is annotated as forkhead associated phosphopeptide binding domain 1. The coding region runs from base 182 to 4423 and encodes 1413 amino acids. The transcript has 32 exons. The record is from RefSeq and is a predicted model, not a curated record. Gene Ontology annotation, molecular function: protein binding. NCBI's taxonomy places the organism in Eukaryota, Metazoa, Chordata, Mammalia, Rodentia, Cricetidae.